UAUUAAUCCAUAGCGAUAGUUCUGGAAUGCUAACGUUACAGUCAUUUCUUAGCAUCUAAUUACUCGACUAUAAGUAAGGAUAUAUAACCUCUUUAGCGGAAUCAGCCAAGUUCUGCCAACAGAGGACCAUACCUAAGGUAAGCUAGAAUCCACCGGACACACUCCCCGUCUAUACUCUGUACCCGUCCUUGCCGCAAGGUCUCAACAAUAUGUCAUUCACUCAGUCGCAACAAACCAUAGUAGUCGUUGGCGCCACGGGAAUCCAAGGCUCUGGUGUUGUCCGGGCAUUAUUGAGCGACGAAUAUGGUGGUCCUUGGUUUGUCCGAGCUCUUACCCAAGAUCCCAGCUCAGGCAAAGCACAGAAGCUUUUGUCAGAUUACCAAACUACUGAUAAUCGUCUGAGCUUGGUCAGUGGCCAUGUUUACGAUGAAUCAAGCCUACGGAGUGCCUUUACGGGUGCAUACGGCGUCUUCGCCAUGACAAGUGAACGGUACCCUGGUAAACUAAUUACUGAAGAGUGGGAGUUAAAACACGAGAUUAAUGCAGGGCGUAACAUCAUCUCCGCUGCCAAGGAGUGCUGCAUCAAGCAUUUGGUGUUUAGCAGCUUACCUGAUACUGUCAAAGCGAGCGACGGCCAGUUCAAACGGAUACAUCACAUGAACAACAAACAUUCUAUUGAGCAAUUGGCAAGAAAGGAGCUUAAUGGCUUUACCUCCUUGAUUCCUGGCUUUUUUUACACUAACUUGGUCUGGCCACAGUAUUGCCGGCUUCGUGAGGACGGCGUGGUACAGUUUUGUAUGCCCCUACCCGGGAACCAAAUGGCCCAAUGGACAGAUCCUGCACACGACAUGGGAGCCUUUUCCGCAAAGAUAUUUCACUUAGGCGUUGAAAAGACUAAAGGGAAAGCUUUUCUUGCUUUGGGACCUAGGAUAACUCCCGAAGGCAUGGCGAAAGUGUUUAUGCGCGUUACCGGAAAACCGGCUGUUCAUUCUCCAAUCUCGUUUGAAGAGUUCGGUCGAUUGAGCUCUGCACUCGUUGGCCCAGCAUUCAAGGAAGACGCCAUUGAAAUGAUGCGAUGGGCUGCCGUAGCUCCAACCGACAAGACCUGCUAUGGAGCCUUUGAGCUAGAGGUUGAGCAAUCGAGCGAGGACCUAGGUCUUACUGCUAGCUCUUUUGAAGAUUGGCUGGCGCGUAGCGGAUGGACUGGUCCUUAGGAGGUAUAUUCAUUCUCCGAGAUAGAGUUCUGAACUGAAUCAUCCAAUUAUCGCGGAGACAACAUAGGUUUAAUUACCGCCUUGAUUCAACCAAGCCAUUAUGUAUCUUUGUUCUCAGGCUCAUGCAGUGGGCUCCUGUGUCAUUGGGUAACGGCGCUGUGCAUGAGGCCGGGGGUGCUUCAGGCUGCAACAAUGUGUAACAGGGAUAUUUACUCUACUAGGAGGCAACACUAC
Messenger RNA from Fusarium redolens, 1448 nucleotides. RefSeq lists its product as uncharacterized. The record is from RefSeq and is a predicted model, not a curated record. Bases 210 to 1214 code for a protein of 334 amino acids. NCBI's taxonomy places the organism in Eukaryota, Fungi, Ascomycota, Sordariomycetes, Hypocreales, Nectriaceae. The transcript has 4 exons.